CCCCACAAAAACAAAAAGACGUAAAUUUUAUAUACGUAAAGAUAGGGUUUAGUUGUUUUUUUUAUAUAUAAAGACCAGCGAACUUAAUAAUAAUUAUAUGGACUGCUGCGGUGGUGAGGUUCGCAGCGAAAGCAUCUACAACAUGCUGCAGGCCCUAGUCGACUCCAAAGUGAUCAACGUGCAGUUAUUUACAAUUGCUGUGGGCAUUUUCUUUGUGGUGUUGCUGCUGAAAAAUAACUUUCGUAGCUUCUCAGGAACAUAAAAAUGGACAAUUGAUGACGCUUUUAGUGGUUAAUUUAUAAAAUAAAUGUAAUAGUGGAGCACCUUGCCAAUGACGUCACAUAUUUUUUCGGCCAGCCACAAAAUGUUCGUGUAACAAAGCGAUUCAGGGUCGUCAUGGUCGUCGUUGUCUGGCAUAAGUCUAUUAUGUACAUAUAUUUAGACAUGUAUGAAUGUACAUAUAAAGCAAACAUAAUGCAUACUAAUUGUAUUUGAAGGCUGAUUGAACUGGUUCAAUACACUAUAUGAGAAUAUCUCUAUUUCAUAAGAA
Molecule: messenger RNA, 550 nt
Organism: Drosophila innubila
Lineage: Eukaryota; Metazoa; Arthropoda; Insecta; Diptera; Drosophilidae
Exons: 2
Coding region: 98-262 (54 amino acids)
Source: RefSeq, a predicted model, not a curated record